AUGCAGUUCAGAGCUGUUAUACGCUGGAAUGGGAAGCUAGUCACAUCAAUUAAAUUUAUUAAUCCGCUCAGUCCCCCAAACAAUACUGUGCCAUUGAGUGGAUAUAUCCCUCACUAUCUAACACAUAUUCCCCUUACCCUACAUCGCAGGGUAAUUGCAUCAAGUUGCAACAAGGCGUGCACAAUCACAAUCAAACGCCGAUCUACGCCACUUCUUCGCACGCCAGCCCCAUUGCACAAUCAUAAAGGGCAUCCUUUUACAGAUGUAAGCGGUGAUCAGUUUCCCGUUUGGUGACGCCCGCCCCAAUUAACCUUGAGUACUCCAACGGACGUGGCCACAUGCCACACACACCCCGACGGCACACUGACGGGGUUUAUGGUUGAAACUUUUAUGAAUCCACUGAACGUAAUGGACGAUCACUCUUCAUUCAGUUGCUGAACAACGGUUGCGUUUGGUUGCAGAUCGUUGAUUUCAUUACAAGCUUCGGUGGUGAAUCUUCUCGGAAAAACAAUCUCUGCUGUCCGCUCGGGCGCUGUAGCAAAAAUAUGCGUUUCGGAAGAUUAAUUAGCGGCGUUGUGUUGCUGCUGGGAGUAACCGCGCGUGUGUCGGGCAGCCGGGAGGAACCGAAAACGUUUCCGGGAGCGUCACUGGUGCUGCCGGCCGUUCUGCCAAUUCUUGGCACGAUCAUACCCACCCUCAUACCGGGCAUACAGGGUCCACCGGGAGCGCUCCCAGGAGUGUCCGUUUCGCACUCCACGUCCAUCGCCACCUCGGUGCACAAUCGACCGAUCGCUAUAAGCCAUAGUGGUUCGGUUUCCACCAACGGAAAUACGGAUGCUGGUUCGGGCGCUUCUGCCGGCUCGUCGCACCAUGGAUCCGUGACGGCCGAGAGUGCUUCAAGUACGAGGCGCAAAACUGGAUUCGCCAAAGCGCCACAGUUGAGCAAACGGUGGAGCAAAUUUUUCAAAAAGCUUGGUUAAGUUUGGAGAAUUGCAGAGAGAGAGAGAGAGGGCAGAACAAGAUGAAAUUGUGUGAAACAUUAAAAGAAAAUAAAACCCUUCUUUUUGGGGAAAUGAAACAUA
Molecule: messenger RNA, 1082 nt
Organism: Anopheles coluzzii
Lineage: Eukaryota; Metazoa; Arthropoda; Insecta; Diptera; Culicidae
Exons: 3
Coding region: 546-980 (144 amino acids)
Source: RefSeq, a predicted model, not a curated record